UAAUUUAUGCAUCCAACAUCAGAGCUAGUUUCUUCCAAGUUUUAUCCUCAAAUUUCCCAGAUAUGUUACCUUCGACCUGCAUUUCAUUUAUAUGAAUCCAUUGUCGCAAUAUAUGUGCUGAUUUUGAAGGAAAUUUAUAGAUUGCUUGGACUUGAGCCAUAAUGUCUGACAGUGAUGAUUUCUCUGGUGGAGAGAGUGAUGAGGGGAGUGGAUUCCAUGGAAGUGAGGCGGAAGAAGUAGCUGGCAGUGGUAGUGAGGCUGGCAGUGGUCCAGCAGAGAGUGAACCAGAAGGAGAGGAUCUUGGGGCGGAGGAUUCAGAAGAUGGUAGUUUUGAUGAGCAAUACUAUGAAGAGGAGAAAGAUGAAGGGCGAAGGAAAAAGAAACCAAGAUACACAGAUUUCAUCCUGGAUGAAGCCGAGGUCGAUGAGGAGGGUGAAGAAGAAGAGGAAGAUUGGGAGGAGGGGGCAGAGGAUAUCAUUGAUCGCAAGUCGAUCAUCGAGUCUGGCCCCAGUCACCGAGAAAUGGAGGGAGAGAGACGUCUUGCUGAGAUUAUGAGCAAAGAUGAAGAUGAAAUUGAAGAAUACUACAGAAGAAAAUAUGCCGAGACAUCGGUGGCCGAGCGCUUCGGUGAAGGGGAAGAGAUGUCUGAUGAAAUCACUCAGCAAGGUCUCCUUCCCGGUGUGAAGGAUCCUAACUUGUGGGUGGUCAAGUGUAAGAUGGGAGAGGAGAAAGCAACAUGUGUUGCCAUGAUGAGGAAGAUGGUUGCCUACCAGUUCACUGAUGAGCCCUUACAAAUCAAGGCAAUCAUUGCAAAAGAGGGUCUCAAAGGUUAUGUAUACAUUGAGGCAUUCAAACAGACUCACGUCAAACAGGCAAUAGAGGGCAUUGGUAACCUACGUAUGGGAAAAUGGACACAACAGAUGGUACCCAUCAAGGAGAUGACAGACGUACUGAAAGUGGUCAAAGAAAAAGUCGAACUCAAACCAAAAGCCUGGGUCAGGUUAAAACGAGGUGUUUUCAAGGACGAUUUGGCCCAAGUGGACUAUGUGGAACCUUCACAGAAUAUGGUCAACUUGAAACUGAUACCUCGCAUCGACUACACUAGAAUGCGAGGUGCAUUGAGGACAAGCAGUAAUGAUGCAGAAAAAAGAAAACUUAAACGUCGCCCAGCCCUGAAGCUAUUUGAUGUUGACGCGAUCAGGGCCAUUGGUGGUGAGGUGACCACAGACGGAGACUUCCUCAUCUUUGAAGGCAAUCGCUACGACAGGAAAGGCUUCCUCUACAAGGCAUUUGUGAUGUCGGCUAUCGUGGCUGAAGGAUGUAAGCCGACAUUGUCGGAGCUGGAGAGGUUUGAGGAUCAGCCAGAAGAUAUAGACAUGGAGUUGAUACCAAAGGCUAAAUCUUCAGCAGAGGUGACCCAUAACUUUGCGUCUGGUGACAUGGUUGAGGUGUGCGAGGGAGAGUUGAUUCAUCUGCAAGGAAAGGUCAUCAAGAUUGAUGGAAACAAGAUUACAGUGAUGCCAAAACACGAGGAUCUCAAGGACCCGAUUGAUUUCCCAUCAUACGAGUUGAAGAAGUACUUCAAGAUGGGAGACCACGUGAAGUGCAUUGGUGGACGCUAUGAAGGUGACACUGGCUUGAUUGUGCGGGUCAUGGAAAACAUGGCUGUCGUUUAUUCUGAUCUCACAAUGCACGAGAUGAAAGUACUGCCCAAGGACCUUCAACUUUGUACAGACAUGGCCACUGGUGUGGAUUCACUUGGACAGUUUCAGUUUGGAGAUCUUGUACAGCUUGAUCCCCAGACGGUCGGUGUGAUCGUACGAAUCGAAAGAGAGACAUUCCAAGUCCUUGAUAUGCACAGCAAGGUUCAGUCCCUGAAACACAAUGCUGUGGCCAAGAAAAAAGAUACUCGAAAUGCUGUUGCUCUAGAUGCAGAAAAUAACAACAUCCAGGUGAAGGAUGUGGUCAAGGUGCUAGAUGGACCUCACUCGGGUCGUCAAGGAGAGAUCAAGCAUUUAUACCGCCACUUUGCAUUCCUGUUCUCACGAAUGAUGACAGAAAAUGGUGGUGUAUUUGUCUGUAAAACAAGGCAUUUGGCAUUGGCCGGUGGUGUGAAGCAAUCCACAGGGUCAUUAGGGUACGUGCCAAUGUCACCGAGGAUUUCUAGCCCCGCACAUCCAAGUGGCGGUGGAGGUGGAGGUGGAGGUCAGCAGGGUAUGGGACGCGGAGGAAGGAAUAGGAGGGAUACUGAACUUAUUGGACAGACAGUUAGAAUUAUACAGGGUCCAUUCAAAGGUUAUAUUGGUAUUGUAAAGGAUGCCACUGACACCAUGGCCCGUGUGGAGCUACAUACAAGUUGCAAGACAAUCAAUGUGGACAGAAACAGACUCAGUACUCUCACGACUGGUCGCACAGGUCGUCCAACAUCAACCUGGGGUGGACGCACACCAAUGCAUGGCAGUCAGACACCGAUGUAUGGCUCCAGGACCCCAAUGUACGGUUCACAGACGCCACAGCAUGAUGGGAGCAGAACGCCUCACUAUGGUGGCCAGACGCCAAGACAUGACGGUGGUCACACUCCUGGUCAGAGUGCUUGGGAUCCUGCUAAUGCUAACACACCUUCAAGGCCAAACGAUUUUGACUAUUCUUACGACGAUGAACCAUCACCAUCACCAGCAUAUAGCCCUGCACCAAAUCCCUCCACCCCGGGUUACCAACCAGACGCAAGCCCCUCUGGACCAUACACACCACAGACUCCAGGCAGUGGCUACUCACCGUACCAGUCGACACCUUCACCUAAUGCUUAUGCAGCUAAUCCAAGUCCUAGUAGUUACGCUGGCACGCCGAGCCCAUCAGGUUACCAUAAUACACCUUCACCAGGUGGCUACGGUUCGUCGCCCUCGCCCUCACCAAUGGGAUAUAGCCCCAUGACACCAGGGGCGCCAUUCACGCCCCAGACACCUGGAGCGGGUAUGGAACACAGCUUGGCGGAGUGGCAGACUAUUGACAUAGAAGUUCGGGUAAAAGACAGCCAUGAUAAAGCGGCGCUUAUUUUACAGCAAGGAGUGGUCAGAAGUGUCACGGGUGGAAUGUGUUCAGUGUUUUUGCCAGAAGAGGGCAAGGUGGUGAAUAUUGCGGGUGAACAUUUAGAACCAGUGCGACCAGAUGGUGGUGACAAGGUCAAAGUGUUGAUUGGUGAGGACCGUGAGACAACUGGAACAUUACUUAGCAUUGACGGAAUGGAAGGAGUAGUGAAGACCGACAAAGGGGACCUGAAACUUCUCCAUUUGAACUCUUUGUGCAAAAUGCCAAACCAAUAGUUGUUUGGCUUUCCAGUGACUAUUUGACAAUACAAUAUCUUGGGCUAAAGCCUAUAUUCCUGGGAACAAACUAGUUGUUCAGGAGCAAGAAUGAAGGGCUUGCCCCAAGGCAGGAGUCUCGAAUAUUUUUCUUGGUCAAGAUUUGACACUUGGAAUUGAUAUUAGGAGUCAAGACAUAAGACACUCUUUGUGAGAAAUGCCCAACCAUAAAACUGUUUGGCAUUUCGGUGUCUGUUUGGGGUGAAGCAAGAUUUUUGGAUUAAAAGGCGUAGUCCAAAUGCUGAAUGUUUGUGACAUGCUGAAGUGGGAUACUGAAUAUUCAAGAAGGUUUGAUUUACACAUCAGCUUUGGGUUGACAUCGAUUCAGGUUUCAUAAAUAUUGGAUGUGCUUUGUUUGGUUUUUUGCGUCAAUGCUGUAUACAUCAUUUGCUGUUGCAUACAUUGUACAUGGGAUGACAGUCCAAAUCUAAUAAUAAUGGUUCAUUUUAAAGUAAUGUUCACUGCAAGUACAUGUACAAAUCUUGUUCCAACAUAGUGCAUGUGUUAACUUGAGGUGGACAUAGACAUGUAGGUGAAAUUGCAACGGACACUAUCUGUUGACCAUAGCCACAAUUAGUGAAAAUUAAGAACAGCGCUUUACAUUUGGUCAUUUUGACAGAUCUUCGUCAUUCAUGUAGUACUUAAACUGCGUUCACUUUACAUUUUGAGGGUUAUUGUGUGAGCAUCUUCUACAGUAGUCUGUAAUGUCCCAGAUUGAUAUUUCUCUUGGCCCUAGUGGCAAACAUACAUGCACUGGGUGUUCAAUGUCCUUAGAUGUUCUGGCAUAAAUAUCAUCUGAAAUAGUAAUGGUACAUUUACCUCAUGUAUGUUAUUAUGCUAUAAACAGAAAUUCAUAAAAUUGGUAAACAUGAGGGUGAUACAAUUUGUGUAAAAUAAAGUAACUCU
Lineus longissimus is the source of this 4265-nucleotide messenger RNA. RefSeq names its product transcription elongation factor SPT5-like. Gene Ontology annotation, molecular function: mRNA binding; protein binding. Gene Ontology annotation, cellular component: DSIF complex. Bases 162 to 3320 code for a protein of 1052 amino acids. NCBI's taxonomy places the organism in Eukaryota, Metazoa, Nemertea, Pilidiophora, Heteronemertea, Lineidae. The record is from RefSeq and is a predicted model, not a curated record. Gene Ontology annotation, biological process: transcription elongation-coupled chromatin remodeling; transcription elongation by RNA polymerase II; regulation of transcription by RNA polymerase II. The transcript has 19 exons.